GGUCAGAUCCCACCCCAGCCGCCACCAUGUCGAAGCGAGGGAGAGGAGGCUCGGCGGGGAACAAGUUCCGGAUGUCGCUGGGUCUGCCGGUGGCGGCGACGGUGAACUGCGCGGACAACACCGGGGCCAAGAACCUCUACAUCAUCUCCGUGAAGGGCAUCAAGGGCCGCCUCAACCGCCUCCCGUCCGCCUGCGUCGGCGACAUGGUCAUGGCCACCGUCAAGAAGGGCAAGCCCGAUCUCCGUAAGAAGGUCAUGCCCGCCGUCAUCGUCCGCCAGCGCAAGCCGUGGCGCCGCAAGGACGGUGUCUACAUGUACUUCGAAGAUAAUGCUGGAGUGAUUGUCAAUCCUAAGGGUGAGAUGAAAGGCUCUGCUAUCACUGGACCCAUCGGAAAGGAGUGUGCUGACCUUUGGCCUAGGAUAGCUAGUGCAGCAAAUGCUAUUGUCUGAGCUUGUUUGAGUUGUCCAAACAAUUAUAUGAUCUCAGUAUUGUCUGCAAAUGUUUUUACUAGGACAACCGAGUAACUUUGUGGUGCUAUCGUUUGCUUGUCCUUUGCAGUUUUGUAGUGAACAGAAGUUGCCACCCCAUAUGAUAUUUUGUUUGUCAUCUAU
Messenger RNA from Oryza brachyantha (malo sina), 611 nucleotides. Its product is annotated as 60S ribosomal protein L23. Gene Ontology annotation, cellular component: ribosome; cytosolic large ribosomal subunit. The record is from RefSeq and is a predicted model, not a curated record. The transcript has 4 exons. Gene Ontology annotation, molecular function: large ribosomal subunit rRNA binding; structural constituent of ribosome. Gene Ontology annotation, biological process: translation. The coding region runs from base 27 to 449 and encodes 140 amino acids. NCBI's taxonomy places the organism in Eukaryota, Viridiplantae, Streptophyta, Magnoliopsida, Poales, Poaceae.